AUGCUUGUGAGCACCGUCGAGGGCCAUGUCAAUGGUCGCUUCCUCGGUAACUCGGGGCGGCUGAGCGAGCACAAUCUCGACAACGAGGAUGAUGGCGAAGCGAGCGGCGGCGGGAGCGGCGGAUGGCGGAGCGAUUCGCCGCUGGCACAGCUUGCAGUCAACGUCAUUAUUCUGGCGACAGUACCGGGCGCGUGGGCGUGCGGGCAGCUGCCGGGGCACAUCCGUGGGCCGCUGAUGCCGUUUCUCGCGGUCGGCUUUGUGAUGGCGCUCUCGCUCCGAGUGCCACGGGCGUAUUUGUUGACGUACAAGUGCGUGACGGGAGCGGGCGGGCUUGUGGUGACUGGGCUUGCUGGCUCGCCGCCACUUCUUGCGGCCGCGGCGCUUGUUGCGUCUGGACUGUUGCACGCGGCGGCAGUGCCGACGUUCCCACUCCAUCCCGUGACGCCGGCGACGACUGCCGCGCUGAUGAUGCUUCUGGGUGUGUUUUUGGGCGCGACAGCGGCGCUGGGACAGAUCGGCAUGGCGAUUGGAGUGUUGGCCGGAGCCGGAGCCGGGCUUGCCACGUUUAUCUACCUGGUGCAGCUCUCGUGGUACAUGCAGGCGGUGCGGAAGUUGAGGAGUCUCGUCCUGCGUGUGCCGCGACUGCCUGCCGCACAUCCCGAGCUGAAUGCCGUUUUCAGUGGGCUGGACAACGCGUACCAGGCGCUGUGCGUGGCGGCUGUGGCGGUGGACGAUAGUUUGCCACGGACUGCGGCGCUAUCGAUCGCACGGGCGCCGCUGGCGGUCUGGCCAGACGAUGUGGCGCUUCAGAUACUCGCGUUGGGUAUCGAGUGCUCGCGCUCGCCACCGCCACUGACGCAGGCGACUAAGAGCGCACUGGGGCGACUGCGGUCUGCAGCAGCCUUAUCGUCUGACGCGCAGCUGGCCAUGCUGGCAGAAAAGGUGCUACCGACGUUCAAGGCGGACCACUUGCUGCGUAUGGCGACCCGAGCGGUGAUGUCUGAGCCCGAAGAUGUGCUCGCGGCGGCUGAGUCGACGUUUUGGCUGGCGAUUUUUGACGAGCGGCCAGCAACCGAGGUAGUCUCGGCGGCGCUUGAGUUUGCGGCGGCGCGUGAACUGAGCCAUGUUGCGCGGCCGCGGACGGACCUUGUGCGGCACACGUCACCGCGGCCAAAAUCGUCUCCUUCGCUGCUCUCGCCGCAGCAGCAGCCGUCGGUGAUGUCCCUGGAGACCACGUCUGCACACAUGGUAAGUGGACAGACACCGGCAGAGCGGCCACGGGCGGCGCUAACAGUUGCUUUGGCGUGGUGGGCGCUGGCGGUGUUUGGCCUUGUUCUGGCGACGGCAUUGGUGUUUGGCCACGGCCUGUUUGCGCGGUCUGCGCGGGUGGCGGUCGAGGUGAGCGACGCGACGCACAUGCACGAGUGGGCAGCGCUCCACACGACGUUGCACGCACUAAGCCAUGCUAAAAGGCCUGCAUGGUUGAGCGAAGACGGACAAGAGCUUGUGGCGAGCAUCGCAGAUCAAGUCCGUGCAGUCGCAGCGGCGCUCGACCGCAAGCACGAUGCCGAGUGGGAGGCCUUGCGGAUGACGGAGCACAUUUCGUUGGGGCGGUUGGCGGCUGCGGUGGGCAAGGCAAGCAGCGGGAAUGUAAGCGUGAUGGCGGACGCGCUCCGUGUGUCAGGCGUGGGUGAUCUGCUGGCGUCGAUUCAGGAUGCACGUGUUCUCGAGGCCGACGAGCCGGAACUCGGACCUGUGGUUGGUGUCGGCUCUGUGGUUGCACUGAGCGCGGUGCUCUCGCUGCUGGCGCUUGUCAUUUCGACGGUGCCUGACGUGAUUGUGGUGCCUGCGUUGAGCCAAGGCGCGGCGCUGAUGCGCAAGUACAUGACGCAGCUGCGGGAGCUGGCACCGAGCGAAGUUGCGCGGCGGAUCAGACGGAGCCGGGCCAAGUGCUCGGCCUCGCAUGCGUGGGAUGUGCCGGGCAAGCUGCCGAUGGCGCUAGACGCUGCUGCACUGGAUGAUGACGAAGCGGCGCUGCGGACCAAGGCGCUCGGGGUUGUGGUCAUGCUCUGCUGCUCGGCGGCAGUGUUUGGCAUGCUCAUGGUGUGGACGUGGUCGGUGCAUGGCAUGGCUGCGCGUCGGUGCGAGGCAUACGCAUCGACACUGCACACGGUGUCGUCGACGUACGCGAUGGCGUUGACGGCAGGGGCAACGAGCAGAGUGCGGCGCGGGGUGUACAAGGCGUAUGAGCUUGCGCUGGAGCCUGCAACGGCAAACCUGUCGUCACGGUGGGAGAUGCUCGCGGCGGUGCCUUACGGGAUCAUAGCACAGCACGAGCAGGUGACGGUGCUGGAGACGCUGCGGCCUGUGGCGGUGUAUGUGGCGGCACUCGAGGCGCUAGGGCGCGCGUCUUCUGUGGCACCGGACGAGGGGACGCUGUCGAGUCUGGCGGAUGCGGCGCGCACAGCGGUGCUCGAAGGACUGAAGGCGGAGCUGGCGAUAGAGGCUCGUGUGCGGUGGGGAGCGCUCACGCUGCCGGCGAUAGCGCUUGUUCUGACAGGCGUCGCGGUGUGGCUCCAGCCGCUGCUUGCAGCGCACUACUGGUGGCUGAGGCGCCUGGAGGAGUGCAACAAAGCGCUGCAGGCGCUGGUGCCGAGCUCGAGCGGUGGUGCCAAGCGCAGCAGCGACAUAAGCGCCGAGCUGGCGCUGAAUGCUUUCGGUGAUGCAGCGCUGGUGUGCGAGUACUCGAGCGCGGUGGUGAUGGCCAACGCAGAGGCCGGGCGACUGUUUGGGGCAAGCAGUCCGGAGGAGCUACAUGGUUUGCUCCUCUCCGAGCUGGUGUCUGACCCGAGUACGCCGCUGGAUCUAGUGUCCAGCUCGUCGUCGCUGGCGUGUCGCGCACGGCGGCUGGACGGCACAACGUUUGACUGCCAGCUCUCGUGUGAGACGGGCGGCGCGGCUGGGUCGCAGCGUGAGUCGAACGGGUUCCUCUUUGUGACUGCGCGGGAUGUGAGCUCGCAACGGGCGGCGUCUGUGCGCGCGUGCGAGUUUCUGCUUCGGUCGACGCCGUACGGGCUGUUUAUGUGGGAUCCGAUGGAGGAGGAGGGCUGGUACUCGGAGGCUGUGUCUGACAUCUUGGGCGUGCCAACAUCGACGGAUGCCUCGCCCGAGGCGCUGCUACAGCGGGCGCUGAUGCCUGCGGACUGGAUUGUGAUCCAAGGCGCGCUGGAGGAUCUCGCACGGCGGAUGCAGGGCCGCGGGCGGCGGCGGCGGUCAACCAAGGGCGAAUCGUGGCCGGUGUAUGUGCACCCAAACUUGUCGGCGCGGUUUGGCAACAAGCUCACUAUGGACAGUGUGCUUUCUGCGCAUCCUGAGCUCCGCGAGCGGUCUAUGGCACAGUCGCCGUGCUUUUCUGCGCUUGUGCGGAUUAGCGCUGGGCGUGCUGUGCGGUACGUUGAGCUGUGCGUGACGUACCGGAACGUGGUGCUUGCAGGCUCGCUCCACGACGUGACGGCGAGUGUGACACGGGCGCUGUCGAUGGGCAGCGGCGAGGCUGAGCCGUCGUCGGGCGUUGUGCUCUCGCACCACUUUCUGGCCGAGGCCUCGCACGAGAUUGUGAUGCCGCUGCACGCGAUCAUCUCAGCGUCGACAGCACUUGCGGCUGCGGAUGACGGCAACGAGCAGCAGAUGCGAUUUGCACAGUCUGUGGCGUCAUGCGCGCGGCAGCUGCAGAGUCUGCUGUGGGACGUGACGGUGUACUCGCGAAUGGGCGAGGGCAAGCUUGUGUUCCAGUCGCAUGCAUUCGAGGUGCGGCCGCGGCUGGCGCACACUCUCGCGUUUGCGGUGGAGGCGUGCGCGGAGAAGGACGUGGAGCUUGCGGUUGUGGUCGACCCGCGGCUGCCGCAGACGCUCAAGGGCGACGGGUCGGCUCUGGCCAAGGUUGUGGAGAACGUGGUGCGGGCAGCGGUGCGGCGGACGAGUCAAGGUGUGGUUGUGGUGGAGGCGAUGGCACAGGACCAGCUCGAGGCCGGGUCCGAGCUUGCCGCGUCGCUCCCUGCCACCGCGCAGGAGACAGACAGUGACGAGAUCAUGCUUGUGGUGCGCGUGGCCGAGACGUCGCCGGGCCUGUCCACGGCCGAGUCACAGGCGCUGCUGGGCCACAUGCAGUCUGUGGGCGGCGGCGACACGCUUGCGCUCACCAUCUGCCACCAGGUGGUGACGAUGAUGGGCGGGAAGCUUGGGGUGGCGAAGGAGGCCGAGACAAGCUCUGUGUGGUUCACGCUUCCGAUGGAGGUUGUGGAGUCGUCGCUGACGUCGUCGGAUUUGAUGACAGUCUCGAUGUCGCGGCAGGCCGAGCUCGAUGGCGAGGGCGAGCGAAAGGGGCAGCGGGGCGGCGCAGCACUGGAGCUCGAGCCGUCGCUGGAGCGGGUGCUCCUCUUCCACCCUAUCCCGGCGAUGGUUUCUGCCCUCACGACGGUCUUCCGGGCACUUUCACUCGACUCGGUGGUGGCAACGUCGCGGGUGGAGUUUCUCUUCAAAGCGUCGACGGUGGGACGGCGAGGAACGGUAUUUGUCAUCGACGAAGGCUCGACGUCGCUCAACAUGGCAUGGGCGCUGUCCAAAGUGGCGGCAACGUACCCGGACGUGCCGAUGGUGCUGAUGUGCUCGGAGAGCUCUGUGUACCGGUUCGAGGCGAUGCUUGGACCGCUGGCGGCGACGGUGACCAAGCCGCUUACCUCGUUUGCGCUGCUUGAGGCGCUCCACGCAGUGAGUCGUGCGGUGGGCAAGGGCGGGGCGACGUCGCUGGCGGAAACACCAGGGACAAACGCCGUCUCUGAGUCGGACUUGAUGAACAUGCUGCAGGCGGCGACGACCGAGUCGCUGUCGAAUGACGGGUCGGACGUUCCAAACGGGUCACGGAAGCAGUCCAGAGGCUCCAAUCGGCGGAAGAAGAAGCGGCGGCGGCGGCGGCGGACGUCCAAGGGUCUCGACGCCAUGUCUGGCAAGAGCACGACCGAGGCUGCGGCAGGCGACUCGUCGCUCGCGCGCGACAUGGUGGAGAACGGCAACCGCAGCGCGGGUGGAGCGAGCAAGGGCCACGUUCUGCUUGUGGAGGACGACACGGUGAACCAGAUCAUGGCGACGGUAAUGAUUCAGGAAGUUGGGUUUACGGUCGACACUGCCGAGAACGGGCUGCAGUGCGUGGACAAGGUCCGGGCAGACAGCGAGGGCAAGAUCGACAUCAUUCUUAUGGACUGCGUCAUGCCCGAGAUGGACGGGUACGAGGCGACCGAACUCAUCCGCAAGAUCGAGUCCGAAUCGCAUCCGCGGCGAGUCCCAGUCACCAUCAUUGCCUGCACCGCCCUCUCGCCGUCCGAGGUGCGAUCGCGGUGCUUCCUCGCCGGAAUGGAUGACUUUGUGAGCAAGCCGAUCCAGCACACGGCACUUGCAGACAAACUCCACCUCCACAUGCAGAAGCGGAAGAAUCGCCUUCAGCCUGCUGUCAUCAACGAUGCGUCGUCGUCAUCGACAUCGGCCGUCGUGUCGUAAACGAAUCCACCGACGCUUAUGCGCACUUGCUGCGUGUUUUUAGCCAGCGCUAGAUGUGGUCAUCAUCAACAACCAGUCGUG
This is a messenger RNA of Thecamonas trahens ATCC 50062, 5631 nucleotides long. Its product is annotated as sensor protein. Lineage: Eukaryota; Apusomonadida; Apusomonadidae. Gene Ontology annotation, molecular function: phosphorelay sensor kinase activity. Bases 1 to 5550 code for a protein of 1849 amino acids. The record is from RefSeq and is a predicted model, not a curated record. Gene Ontology annotation, biological process: phosphorelay signal transduction system. The transcript has 2 exons.